AUGCCAACGCCGGCGCUCCUGUCCGCCCUGCGCGGCGCCGGCCGGCAGCAGAUCACGGCUUCCACCCUCCGCUCACACGCCACGGGCUCCCAUGUCUUCAGGGUUGAAGGGUUCACGCGACUUAGAGAGAAGGUGGUCAAUGGCUCCCCCGUCACAUCAAGACCGUUGCACGUUGGUGGAUAUGAUUGGCUUAUCCAGUGCUACCCAAACGGCUACAAGAAGAAGUCCAAGGGUUGUAUCUCCCUCUACCUCCUCCGGCACGACAACCAUGCUAAGACCGGUGCCGUCAGGGCAUCGUACAAGAUGAGCAUACUCAACACCUGCUGGAAGCCAUCGUGCACUCGUACCUCGUUAGAAGAAGAGCACUACACGAACAAUGCUUUGGGCUGGGAAGAAUUUAUGAAACACGAAGAUCUGGACAAGGAGAAGCACCUCAAGGACGACUGCCUGUACAUCCUCUGCGACGUCUCCGUUGACCUCGGACUGCACACCGGCGAUUACAGUGAUGAGAUUGCUGCGGCGGAGGAGACCAAGCCGGCGCCGCCUGAACUCGAAGUGGCCAUCUGGAAUAAGCAGGCAUCAGACGUCAAGACUAAUGUCAGUGCACACAGGUGGCUGAGGUUGAUCUGUUGGCCCUUUCAAGAUUAA
This is a messenger RNA of Triticum dicoccoides, 648 nucleotides long. Its product is annotated as BTB/POZ and MATH domain-containing protein 3-like. NCBI's taxonomy places the organism in Eukaryota, Viridiplantae, Streptophyta, Magnoliopsida, Poales, Poaceae. Gene Ontology annotation, biological process: protein ubiquitination. The transcript has 2 exons. Bases 1 to 648 code for a protein of 215 amino acids. The record is from RefSeq and is a predicted model, not a curated record. Gene Ontology annotation, molecular function: protein binding.